CCUUUUCUUACAAACCUCCUUCCUCGAAAAGUUUGCACACUUUGAAUACUUUCGUUCAUUUACUAAACGUUGUUUGAAUUGUCACUCUUUACUUCAUUAAAAUGCAUCUUUCAAAUAGAUUCAUACUGACACUGAGUGUAAUCACCUAUGUUUCAGCUGCUGGUAUCCUCUGUAAUUCAAGUUCAAGUUGUCCAGAGGAUUUACCGUGUUGCUCACAAUAUGGUGAAUGUGGUGUGGGAAGCUAUUGUUUAGGAGGUUGUCAUCCAGUAUUUUCAUAUUCAAUCGAUUCAUGUAUGCCUAUGCCAGUUUGCAAGAACCUCACAACCAGUUUUAGUGAUAUAGAUGAUUUAAUUAACCAAGAAGAUUAUCUUGGAGAUGCCUCUGAUGGUGAUUGGAUCUAUAAUGGUUAUAUUGACAAAUUUGAUGAUUCUUUAUUAUUGGCCAUGCCUAAUCAAUCAUCUGGUACCGUUUUAUCUUCAACACAUUAUGUUUGGUAUGGUAAAAUUUCAGCUCAUUUGAAGACUUCACAUUUACAAGGUGUUAUUACAGCUUUCAUUUUAUUUUCAAAUGCUCAAGACGAAAUUGAUUACGAAUUUAUUGGGUCAGAGCUUGACUUAGUCGAAUCCAAUUAUUAUUACCAAGCAGUUUUGAACUAUACAAAUGUUAAAAACACUACUGUUUCAAAUACUUAUGAAAACUUUCACACUUAUGAAAUUGACUGGACACCUGAAGAGUUGACGUGGUCAAUUGACGGUAACGCUUUUAGAACUUUAAAGAAGGCAGAUACUUAUAAUGAAAGUACAGAAUCAUAUCAUUACCCACAAACACCAUCAAGAGUUCAAAUUUCAUUAUGGCCAGGUGGUGAUUCUAAAAAUAAAAUAGGUACAGUUGCUUGGGCUGGUGGUGCUAUUGAUUGGAAUUCAGAUGAUAUUAAAGAUAAUGGUUAUUAUUACAUGCUUUUGAAGAAUAUCAGCGUUGAGUGUUAUGUGCCGCCAUCAUCAAUUCAUAUCGAAGGUGACCAAUCUUAUGUGUUCAACAACUCAAAGAGUUUUGACCAGGAUGACAUUAUCAUCACAGAUGAGGACACAGUGUUGGGGUCCAAAAAAGCCACAGGUCUCGAUCCAGAUGAAGGGAAGGAAUCUUCAAGUGCGUCAUCUAGCUCCUCAUCAUCCACUGACCAAUCUACAAAAACCAAAUCCUCAUCUGGUGGUAAAUCAACAGGUUCUUCAGAAAAUACUACCAAGAAAGAUGGUGGUGACAAGGGAGGAUCAAGUUCAACUUCUGCAGCCACUGGAUUUGUUCAGUUUGGGGAAUCCACUUCCGCAAGUGGUGGGAAAGACGCUAGCUCCUCGAAUGGUGGUAUAAUGAGCCUUCCAGAGAAUUCAAUAAUAUCAAUAGUAGUUUCAUUUUUAAUGUUCUUCACUGCCUUGUGAAUGUCUCAGGGC
Messenger RNA from Hansenula anomala, 1445 nucleotides. RefSeq names its product putative glycosylase (gene CRR1). Gene Ontology annotation, cellular component: fungal-type cell wall. The record is from RefSeq and is a predicted model, not a curated record. Gene Ontology annotation, biological process: carbohydrate metabolic process; fungal-type cell wall organization. The transcript has 2 exons. NCBI's taxonomy places the organism in Eukaryota, Fungi, Ascomycota, Saccharomycetes, Phaffomycetales, Wickerhamomycetaceae. Gene Ontology annotation, molecular function: glycosyltransferase activity; hydrolase activity, hydrolyzing O-glycosyl compounds. Bases 102 to 1433 code for a protein of 443 amino acids.